This is a messenger RNA of Saccoglossus kowalevskii, 1072 nucleotides long. RefSeq lists its product as uncharacterized. The record is from RefSeq and is a predicted model, not a curated record. NCBI's taxonomy places the organism in Eukaryota, Metazoa, Hemichordata, Enteropneusta, Harrimaniidae.
ACAUCAGUUUUGUUUUCUGUUAGGCUCCUAUUAUUUUCUGCCUGUCUCUGCGUUGUACCUUUUAUUUUUGCUAAGGAUGGCGUUGUUUUUUGUGUUGUUUUUUGUGUUGUUUUUGUCCCUAGCUGCCGUAAUAGAUGGAAACAAUGAAACUUUACUAGAAAAAUUGUCCGGAUUUGUUGCAGAUGUCAACACCGCCUAUGCCGUGACGGAGAGCUUCAAUGACACCAUCGGCAGUCACUUUGUAACCGAAAUGAUCAUUCAAAAUCAAGUCGAAGAGAAACAAAUGAAAGCUGGUGCAAAGGAAAUUGCGGAAACCAUUGUGCAACUGCCGAAUAUACAAACUCUUCCAGAGUACAUUGCCACGUCGAUGGACAAAUUAAAGCAUUUUGCUGAGCAGUUUCUUGGUACUGAACAAAUGAAGAUGCCUGGUUAUGAUCACAUGAACAAAAUAUAUUCUGCAAUUAAGGAACUGAUGCAUGAACUAGUCAAUACUGAACAACUUUUGAUAACCGAUAUUUCAUCAUUGACAACGCAACAGUGCUUAAUGUUCAUGGGUGAAGACUAUAAUCGAUUUAAUGAGGCUAUAGACCUUCUGUUGGCUAAUUUAGAAGACGUGGAGAAUCCAGUCGGAGACGAGUCAUUGAGAGAAAUUGGUGACGAAAUUGACAAAAUGCUGAGUGAUUCAGACCAAGCGAAAUCGCUGCGAAUUCAACACCAGUUAUUUUACAUGGAAAAGAUGAAAUCUACUAUGGAGACUGUAACUUGUGAAUCAGAGAAUGGCCGGCGAGGCAGUCCACGUGAAGCAAAACGUCGGUUCAUUCGUGCUGUUGAAUCGAGAAGAUGUGGUUCACUGCAUUCAUAUCUUGAGAGAAAUGGCCAUGUUGCCGGCGACAUGGUUUUAAAAAUGCAGCGUGCUAUCAAUGUAAUGCAAAGAACUACAAUGGUUUCAUAUGAUGACCAGUUACUGGUAUCGAUUGGUAAACUAACGGACAAAGUUAGAGACUGGAAAAGUAAUCUGAAUCUGAAGAUGCAAUUUGACUCGUUGAUUGAGGAUUGCCAAUCUGCCAUGUGA